AUGAUGAAAGCCGAUUGGCAUCCUCGUUGGGAAAGAGAAGAUAGUUCACCAGCAUUCGCAAGCCCACCACUCGCACAUAACCCGCAUAACCCCUUUGGUGAAGACAAAUGGCUAUGGGGAAACGUCCCAGCCGUUGAUAUUCUGAAGUUAGUCGAUAAUGAAGGCGAGAACUAUUCUGAAAAUAUUGCGAUAUUAUUUGCAGCAUCGGGCGACCUACGCAAUGUGGUGAAAACUAUCUCCCAGCUUCCCGACGCCUUUACGCAACACCUUGAAGUAACUAUCAAUGACCAAGAAUUCCACGUCGUUGCAAGAAAUGCGAUAAUAUUACUUUUCAUUCUCACAAUGCUGGAGGAUAAGGAUGCACCGGUUGGUGGUUCCAAGGCUACCGACUCUUUGAUUCACCUGUGGUACUCUGCUUCACUGCCAAAUGGCAUCAUCUCGGACAUAGCAUCGCGUGUCCAUCCUUUAAUCAUUGAAGUCUGCUGCGGAGUAUCCGAUAUGGCUGCCGAGGAAGUAGUUGAGAAAACAUGGAUAUUUUCACACGGAAACAGUCUACAUCUAAGUCUCAAGAAAGAAGACUGGUUCCGAAUGCAGGCACUCUGUCGUGUCCCUCCAGAUCUAACAAAAGAUAAAGCCUCAAAAAUCCGCACUGCUACCACACUCGCUGAUGCCAGGCGUGAUUUUCGAGAUCGAUGGGCCUUCAAAGAAGCUUCCCCUUCGGCCCGUGUAUCAAAACAAAAGUUUCGCGAGGACGGACUUCUUCUUCCAUUUGCUCACAACAGAGCUGGUUUCGAUAUUCCAAAUCCUACCUUCUUUUUGCGACCGUUUUCCUGGCCGUUGGACGAUAAAAGAGAUCCCAUGGAUGGCUGGUCAAUAAUUGAAGUUUAUGGAGUUAAGACUGUCGCGAAGGAAGAUAUUUAUGGGAAACUCUACCUAUAUCUUCAAUCUGUCUUUCGAAAAUUCCUGGAUCGUCUAUCAGCGGCCAAUGUCUCAAACAUCACCGACGGUACAUACCUGGGAACGCGCCAAACACUUAACAUAAUGUCUCAAUUGUUACAGCCGACACACAAAAACUCCCAUGCCAUUAUUAUCGCAUCAUAUCUGAAUGCCGUUAUGGAAAUGGUGACCCAAGGCAGCGAGACGGACAAAGUGCCAGACAUAGAUUUACUGGUAACGCAUUUUCCUAAGUUGAACCUGCUCUCCUUUUUACAACCAGAAAGUGCCGAUGCUCUUAGAAUCUGGGAUGCACGCACAGUUGUCCUCGACCGUGACAAGUUCUUUGAGAGGUAG
Molecule: messenger RNA, 1290 nt
Organism: Penicillium angulare
Lineage: Eukaryota; Fungi; Ascomycota; Eurotiomycetes; Eurotiales; Aspergillaceae
Product: DUF4470 domain-containing protein
Exons: 4
Coding region: 1-1290 (429 amino acids)
Source: RefSeq, a predicted model, not a curated record